Molecule: messenger RNA, 3460 nt
Organism: Prosopis cineraria
Lineage: Eukaryota; Viridiplantae; Streptophyta; Magnoliopsida; Fabales; Fabaceae
Product: serine/threonine-protein kinase ATM-like
Exons: 25
Coding region: 220-3339 (1039 amino acids)
Biological process (GO): DNA damage response
Molecular function (GO): protein serine/threonine kinase activity
Source: RefSeq, a predicted model, not a curated record
ACUAUCCAUUCCAGACUUCCCGUCGGCUGUCGUCUAUAGUCUGGACCUUGCACUUCCACUGGUAUAAAGGGUUUUCUGUAGUAAAAAACCUUUAGCUUUCCCGCCAUUAUCCUGCAAGUGACCCGGAACCACUGGCAGGAACCCUAGCUUCUUGAUCACCCGUGUAAGCUUGUCUGAUCUUACCCUUGAGAUUUAUGACCGUCUCAGUCCGUUGUGAUAAUGGUGAUUGUCCGCUCUAGAGAUGUACAAGACAUUGUUGAGAAGCUUUCUUCUGAUAAAGCCAAAGCUCGCGACGAAGGGAUCAAGUUGCUGAAUACUUGGUUAGAAGGAGAACGAUCAUUUAACUUCUGCAAAUUUCUUGGACAGGGUACUGCAAAGCUUAGACCUGAUGAAAUUCCUCACUCUGAAACAUGGCCUUUUCUUAUUUCUGUCCUUAUUCAAUCUACUUCAUUGGAAAUAUCCUCAAGCAAGCGGCGAAUGCCAAAAAUGGUUUAUGCAAAGACUCUUAGAGUGGUCGUGCAACGGGCAGAAGAUGCUAAGUAUUCAGGUAAAAUGCUUCCUUUAUCACAUGUGGUUAAACCCCUUUUUAGCCAUGUUUGGGAUGUCUUGAGCAAUGUCCCGAGCUUUCAGUCAGAAUAUGGUAUUAUACUUCGGCAUCUAUUGGCAGUCAAGGAUUAUGGUUUGCAAAUGAGGAAGCGCAUUUAUCAAAAUUUGGUGUUUCUCUACAUCGAGAAUGUUGAAACAAGCUUGAAUGGGAAUAAUACUCAUCACGUUUCAAAGGAGGAGGUUUUUCGGUACAUCCUGACACUUCAUUCACUUCUUGAAAAUCCUCCUGGUGACUACCCUGAUAAUCUUAGGGAAGGCAUUAUCAAGGGGUUUGUCAAGAUAUGCUCAUUUAUUAGGGAUGAAGGAAAGAUUUCACGCAAGCUUGUUGAGUGUAUUAAUUCAUAUUUGUUGAAUGAUGGACCAAAUUUGGGCUGUCGAUUGUUGGAGAUCCAUAAUGCCUUGCAGCAGUUUGUGUUCCGCUUCUGGCUGACAACACAUGAUCGAAUACUUAAGGAUGCACUUAUGUUCUAUGCAAGGUUACAGUUAAAUUUACUGAGGAGUGCUGAUGAUGGGUGUUCAUUGGUAGAACAACUUUUGGAUGUGGUUUGUAAGGAUCUUGAUCAGGGUAGUAUGUCUAGUUCUUCCAUGCCUUGGGGUGAUGGAACUAAAGAUGAUAGAUUUGGAGCUUUGAGUAGCUCACACUGUGGAUUGGUGGAACUUGCGGCAGUUCUAUUUUAUAGGGCUUGCCUUAAUACAACACAAGUCAUACUAACUGAAAAACGAGUUAAGAAGGAGCCAGCUGCUGUGCUUCUACGGGAUGCACUCAUACAUGGUAAAUGGUUAUGGGGUGCUGCAUUUUGUUGUCUCACUCGAAACUACCAUUCCCGCAUCAGUAAGGAUCUUUUCUUGUACUGGUUUGAAGGCAUCUGGAUGAGCUUUGACAGAAUUCUGAAUUCGGCAAAUCUGGAGCAUGCUUAUGAUGGAUUGUUGUGGACUCUGCGGAGUUUGCAGGAGCUUUCCUUGGUCCUGUUGCAUCCAAAUAUAACGCUGGAGAUCUCAUCUAUGUCAUCUUCUACCUUAAAUGAGUUCAUUAAUGGCUGGCAACUAAUUUGGAAUACCACAGUACAUGGGUUGCCAAUAUACAGCAAUAUAACUGCUAUUGUUGAUGCUGCUUUGGUGCUUCUUGGUAACAUAACCUCAAAUGAUGUAAUAAAUGCGUGUGUAAUACCCCAAGAUGUCUGGGAUCUUCAAUUGUUUAAGAGGCCACCGUCAAUGCCUACCUUGUAUUUCUUCAUAUGUUACUUUUCGAGGAAGAAUUCUCACGUUGACCUCAGAGAUAUUUUGCAUUUAAGGAAGAACCUUCUAAGAGCAGCUUUGAGUCAUCUUAAUUGGAAGGGAUCCUUAACAUCAAAGGAACGGAUGGUUUUAUUGCUCCCUCCUGCUGUGUAUGCUCUUUGUACUGGUCAGGCUCCUUUUACACAAUGCUUUAAAGAAUUUCCUUUAUCAUCCUGCUCUUUGGAUAUUCCUGAGGCUCUAGAUGACUGUCAUAAGAUAGAAAACCCUAAACACCAGAGUCUACAUGAUUUUUUGGAUUGCUCUGUUGAAGCUCUAACCAAGAUUGACAGCGGUUCUAAAGCUGAGGUUUUCAAAUUGCUAAGCAAUCCUGUAGUGCAUCUGCCUCGGGAAAUAAGUGAUCAGCUAUUGCUUGAAAUGGAGACCUCCAUUCUUGGCUCUCUAGUGGUAGAAGAGAUAAAAGAGAGACAAUUACCUGAUAUUUUCUUCCAAUGUUCUCUUUUGUCAAACCUACUCUAUGGGUCAUUUUCCACUAGGAAAGCAAAUGUUGUAUUUCUCUCAAAAUUAAGCCAGUACGUACUAUUGUUGCUUGAUCAUGCUGUCAACAUUAUUCAACAAGACAACGAUUUCCGGUCCCUCAGUUGCCUAAGUAAUGAUUCUGCUUGUGAUGAAACAAGAUCUGUUGUCGCUUCUAUCCGAAGCUUUCUUUUUUCUCCUCUAUUUAAUGAGUGGAGAUAUCAAAAUGCUAUGGAGUUUGUCUCAUUUGGAGAGGUUAUCCAAUAUGUGGAGAGACUCUUGAAAGCACUUGUUAAAUUAUACCAAGAUUAUUCUCAGCGUAUAAUAAAUGUCCAGUCUGAGGUAAUUGUCCAAGACGUAGCUGCAACUGAUGGUAUUCAAAGUUCUUUGCUAUGUGAUAGCAGCAAAAUUAGAAUUAUGGAUGUGGAACUGGAUGUUAACGAUGAUUCUGUAGAUGUGGAUAUUUUGACAGCUGGGAAAAAUAUUACCAGUGGCAUUACGUUUUCUGCUGAGAAAUGGAAAAUGGGCAUGGUAUCACUUAUUGCCUGUUUCUUCUGUGUUUCACAAGUUAUUACAUGGGAUAUGCUGUUCAAUUUAUUGGAGGAUGAAUCUGAUCCUAAGGUCAGAGGAAAAAUAUUGCACCAUCUCUGUCAGCAUCCUCACUGGUCAUCUUGUACAAAGUUUGUACAAUUGGUCAAUCUAAUGAAUGAUAUGAUUGAAGAGCAUGUUAGAAUGAAAGCUGAUUGUGGUAAUGUACUGGGUGCUGCCCGUUCUUUACUGUCUACUUUGUCAUCGUUGGAUGCAGCUGGUAAAGAAAACUAUGGCCUAUAUUUGAGGGGAGAUGAAACUAAACAGUGCUUUCAAUUACUAGGAAAUUUGGUGCAAAAAGUUGCUGAAUUGGAUCUUGAUUGGUUUGGACGCAUGGCACUGGUUGAUUGCAUCUGUGAUCUUGUUCUACUGAGUCCCAAAUCGGCCAGACUAUGAUAGAGAGGUUGCUUAUGAUGCUCCAAGAUAAGGAUUUUCGAGUUAGGCUAUUCUUGGCAAGAAGGAUUGGUGUUCUUUUCCAGACAUGGAGUGGUCAUGAAGAGCUAUUCCAAGACAUUUG